Messenger RNA from Ruditapes philippinarum (Manila clam), 600 nucleotides. RefSeq names its product KH domain-containing protein 3-like. The coding region runs from base 1 to 600 and encodes 199 amino acids. The record is from RefSeq and is a predicted model, not a curated record. The transcript has a single exon. Lineage: Eukaryota; Metazoa; Mollusca; Bivalvia; Venerida; Veneridae.
AUGUACAUGUUGUUUCACAUUCAUAUUUUCAUAGUUGAGUAUAUAUCAGAUGCUGCUAUUGAGUAUAUAUCAGAUGCUGCUACUGAGUAUAUAUCAGAUGCUGCUACUGAGUAUAUAUCAGAUGCUGCUACUGAGAAUAUAUCAGAUGCUGCUAUUGAGUAUAUAUCAAAUGCUGCUACUGAGUAUAUAUCAGAUGCUGCUACUGAGUAUAUAUCAGAUGCUGCUACUGAGUAUAUAUCAGAUGCUGCUACUGAGUAUAUAUCAGAUGCUGCUACUGAGUAUAUAUCAAAUGCUGCUACUGAGUAUAUAUCAAAUGCUGCUAUUGAGUAUAUAUCAGAUGCUGCUACUGAGAAUAUAUCAAAUGCUGCUACUGAGUAUAUAUCAGAUGCUGCUACUGAGUAUAUAUCAGAUGCUGCUACUGAGUAUAUAUCAGAUGCUGCUACUGAGUAUAUAUCAGAUGCUGCUACUGAGUAUAUAUCAAAUGCUGCUACUGAGUAUAUAUCAGAUGCUGCUACUGAGUAUAUAUCAAAUGCUGCUACUGAGUAUAUAUCAAAUGCUGCUACUGAGUAUAUAUCAAAUGCUGCUACUGAUAUAUGCUAG